AUGGGGUUGUCAAUGUUCGACCUCCCGACCCCUAUUGAUUCGUCCUAUCAACCAUCCACAUCUAUAGCGCGCAUCCCAGCGAGCUCUCCGAUCGACGACAUACUCGCCAUAAUUGAAAGAGACGGAGGUGUGAUUUUAACCGAUUUCGCGACCCCGGAAGACCUUGCUGCUAUCGACCGCGACGUGGAGGCUCAACGGACGCAAACGCGAUCGACAGAACAAGGCGCACUGAAACUCAUCCCCAAAGAAACGCUCGCGGUGCCGGGUCUCGUGGGCAAAUCGCCGACAAUGACGCGGAUAUGCGAGUCCCCGGUUCUGGAACAACUCCGCACGUCAAUCCUUCAGGAGAAAUUCAGCGUCAUUCGCGAAGACAUUGUCGAGGAGCACACGAUCGACCCGCUGCUCAGUAUCAGCAUCACCUUUUAUAUCGGGCCUGGCGCGCCCCGGCAGAGACUGCACAGAGACGACAACGUGCAUGGAAUCAGACACGAUGGAGGGGCGUUUGAUUUGAAAAGGGCCAGCCAGUUUGGCUGUCUGAUUGCCGGGUCAAGGACGACUCGGCAGAAUGGCGCCACCAUGUUCAUCCCGGGGUCGCAUCGAUGGGACGACAAGCGGGUGCCGAAGCCCGAGGAAGUCUGCUUUGCUGAGAUGGACCCGGGCUCCGCGCUCAUCUUCCUGGCCUCCUGCUACCAUGGUGGCGGCGAUAACUCGACGCGGGACGAGGUCCGACGAGUACACGGCCUGUUCUUCACCCGCGGCAAUCUACGCACGGAGGAGAACCAGUUCCUUGCCGUUCCCCGAAGUGUGGCCCUUGGAAUGAGUGAAAAAAUGCUCUCCCUGCUAGGGUACAAGAAACCGACCAGCGUGCUUGGUGUGGUUGACAAUGAUGACCCGGCGGUAGAUUUGCGAGGGGUGCUGGAUAGGGCGAACGCGUAG
Molecule: messenger RNA, 936 nt
Organism: Cladophialophora yegresii CBS 114405
Lineage: Eukaryota; Fungi; Ascomycota; Eurotiomycetes; Chaetothyriales; Herpotrichiellaceae
Exons: 2
Coding region: 1-936 (311 amino acids)
Source: RefSeq, a predicted model, not a curated record